Penicillium verrucosum is the source of this 381-nucleotide messenger RNA. RefSeq lists its product as uncharacterized. The record is from RefSeq and is a predicted model, not a curated record. NCBI's taxonomy places the organism in Eukaryota, Fungi, Ascomycota, Eurotiomycetes, Eurotiales, Aspergillaceae. The transcript has 2 exons. The coding region runs from base 1 to 381 and encodes 126 amino acids.
AUGCAUUUGGCCUCUACACUACCCCAUUCCCCAUUCCCCAGGCUGAACAAGGGGGAUAGGGGUCCUUCCGUCCUCCUUGUUAUUGGCAAGUUUGGUGCCACAAUCCAUGUUCUUCAUAUCCUACCCGAGAACGGCACCAUCGAACGCUUCAGCCUUACAACCCCAUCUUCUACUACCACCUUCCGCCACCGCGGAGCCAGUGAGCAGGCGCGCGAGCACAUCGGCACAGUCACACUUCACGUUGGAGAUGGCGAGACUGCCAACAGCUUUCUCGACGACGUUGAGACACGAAUCCGUAAGCUGCUACAGCCAGGCAGUGUUGACGUGACUCAGCUAGUACAAGACGUCCUUCAACCCGCGGCACUUUAUUACGAUCCAUGA